AUGCUUAAUUGUGUAGCUAAUGAGAACAAAGAUAGAAUGAAGCGUGACAAAAAUCUUAUCGUCUUUGGCAUUCCAGCAUCGACUAAAAAAGAACCUAACGAGAAGCAAGUAGACGAUGAGAACAAAAUAAAAGAGCUUCUAACCAACGUUAAAAUUAAUUCGGACAACAUAAUAAAAUGUUUUCGCUUACGGUCAAAAGAUCCGAAUAAACCUCCACCUAUUAUAGUUGAGACGACAGACACUGUCGCCAGAAAUAAUAUUGUUAAAGCAGCCCGGCGUAAAUUUGAAGGCAUCUAUGUUAAUCCAGAUCUGACAGAAGCACAAAGAAGACAAGAUAGACAAUUACGAGACGAGUUGAAAAAGAAAAACGAGCCUCUUAAUUUAAAAAACAACUGGGCAAAGACAAAGCGAAAGUCAUUUUCAACUAUUAGUCUACUACAACAGUCAGCUUUCCAUAAAAUACCAUGCUGUUAUACCAAUGCUACAUCUCUUAACAAUAAAAUGCCAGAGUUUCUAGCAUCAAUUGAGACAUACAACCCUAAAAUAAUCUUUGUUACAGAAACUUGGUGGCAUGAAUCAUCGAUAACUAACAUUGAAAACUAUAUGUUAUUCAGAAAAGAUCGCGUGUCCAGUAGAGGAGGUGGGGUGGCUAUUUAUGUCGACACUUCAUUAAAACCUAAUGAAGUAAGCGAAAUUGUUUUAUUAGAUUCCCCUGAACAAAUUUGGUGCGAAAUAUCGUACGGUUCCGAACACAUCCUUCUGGGUUGUAUAUACAGGCCACACACGCUAGAUCCACUCGAGAAUAUUGAAGCGUCCAUUAUUAAAGCGAAUGAACUUCUGUCUAAUAUAUACAGCGGCUUGUUGAUUUGUGGAGACUUUAGUUUGCCAGGGAUUAACUGGGAUUUGAGCAGUAUCCUAACUGUCAGCAACACAGAUAUCCUUUCAAGUAAUUUUAUUGACAUCCUCGCCGAGUCGUUUUUGAUACAAUUUGUUACUAAGCCCACUUUUCAACUUGAUGAAAUUACAUCGAACAAUACUCUUGAUCUAAUUAUAGCCGAAAAUGAAAAUCGGGUCCUCGAUAUUAUUCACCAUGCACCUUUAACGUCUCUGAAGAAAUCUCACCACGUCCUUCAAUGGGAUUACGUUGUUAAAAGCGCUGCAGUUGUAGGAAAACACAUUGAAAAACGCGUUUAUCAUAAAAGUAACUUUGUAAAGAUAUCCGAAUAUUUUAACAAUAUCAACUGGCAGAUGGAAUUCAAUGGACACAAUACUGAUGACUGUUAUAACAUUUUCCUGAACCACUACGAGGCUGCAUGCAAAAAUUAUGUCCCAGUGACUAACUUAAAAUGGAUUCGUCGUAGAAGUGAAUGGAUGAAUGAUGACAUCAAAAAUAAAAUAAAAGCUAAAAAUAAACUAUGGUUUCGAUGUAGAGCGAAUGGAUAUAAAAAUCUUAAACUAGUCAACGAAUACAAAGCGUGUAAUAUUCAAUUGAAGAAGCUCAUAUAUAAAGCUCGUUGUGAGUUUGAACUUGAUUUAGCGAUAAAAUCGAAGCACAACCCAAAGAUCCUGUUCAAGUAUGUUAAUAGUAAACAAAAUGUUAGAACUACAAUAACAGCCUUAAAAGGAAUCAAUGGCAACACUAUCACAAAUCCAAUAGAAAUUGCAAAUUGGCUGAACAAUCACUUUCAAAGUGUUUUCAACAAAAAUGAAGACGAUGAACUGCCAUAUUUUAUAAAACGAACUGAAGCCAUCUGCAAAUACUCGCAAAUAACGCUAGAUCUGGUUAAAAACAAGCUGAGCAAUUUAUCAGUUGACAAAACCGUUGGUUUGGAUGGUGUAAGCGCAUAUGUACUGAAGAACUGUUCUGACAGCUUCUUAAUACCUUUAAGCGCAAUUUUUCAGAAGUCGCUAUAUAGUGGGUGUUGUCCUAAAGUAUGGAAAAAAGCUAAUGUAACACCACUGUUUAAAAAUGGAAGUAGACUCGACCCAGGCAAUUACCGGCCUAUAUCCUUAACAUCAGUUGUAUGUAAAGUGAUGGAGAAAAUAUUACGUGACACUAUGGUCAAUCAUUUAGUCGAACAUAGCCUUAUUUCAAAAAAUCAACAUGGUUUUGUCAAUAAAAAAGCUUGUGUGACUAAUUUGUUGGAGUCGAUUGACAUGAUGUCAAAAGCAUUAUCUGACAAGAUAUCUAUGGACGUAGCUUUUAUAGAUUUCAGUAAAGCAUUCGAUAUGGUUCCCCACAAGAGACUAAUUUACAAACUUGAGGCAUAUGGUUUUACUGGAAAUCUCCUGAAUUGGAUAAAAUCGUUUUUACACCAGCGUUUUCAACGAAUCGUCAUGGGCGAUUAUGUUUCCUCGUGGCUUGAGGUAUUUAGUGGCGUCCCUCAAGGAUCCGUAUUAGGUCCAAUACUUUUUAUCAUUUUUGUGAACGAUAUAUCCGAUAUUGUUAACCAUCCAUGUAAAAUGUAUGCUGAUGAAUCUAAACUGCUGGCCCGUUUAGACCACCCAUUAGAUUCACAAAUGCUUCAAACUGAUAUCUACAACAUAGCCGAUUGGUGUAAUACCUGGAAAAUGAAACUUAAUCUCGAUAAAUCUAAUAACAAUAACAGUGUCGAACUUGCAUCAACUUUAGUCGAACGUGAUUUAGGCGUCAUGAUUACACCAGACUUAAAAUGGCAUAACAGUUCAACUUUAACCACCAAUAAAGCUAACCGUGUAUUAGGCAUGUUGUAUCGUACUUUCAGUCACAUGACUCCGCAACUACUUAAAAUUCUAUAUACAACUUUUGUACGACCUCAUCUGGAAUUUGCGGUAGCAGCCAGCAAUCCAUCAUCAAGAAUAGAUAUUGACAAAAUCGAGAAAGUACAAAGAAGAGCUACCCGUUUAGUACCUUCGUACCGUCUUAUGUCAUUCAAAGAUCGUCUGAAUAUACUGAACUUAACGCACCAGUUUUUUACUAACCGAAUAGUGAAUCAUUGGAAUGCAUUGCCGUCAGAAGUUGUAUGCGCUUCAUCAGUUAACAGUUUCAAAGCUAAGCUUGAUGCAGAAAUUUCAAAUAAUCCGCAUAAGUAG
This is a messenger RNA of Hydra vulgaris (swiftwater hydra), 3072 nucleotides long. The record is from RefSeq and is a predicted model, not a curated record. Lineage: Eukaryota; Metazoa; Cnidaria; Hydrozoa; Anthoathecata; Hydridae.